This is a messenger RNA of Prosopis cineraria, 5404 nucleotides long. RefSeq lists its product as uncharacterized. The transcript has 8 exons. The record is from RefSeq and is a predicted model, not a curated record. Gene Ontology annotation, molecular function: protein binding. Bases 262 to 3930 code for a protein of 1222 amino acids. Lineage: Eukaryota; Viridiplantae; Streptophyta; Magnoliopsida; Fabales; Fabaceae.
UCAGCCCCUCCCGUCCGGUGUGGGUAGGUGUGUGUGUGCAGAGCCCAGACAAGUUAGCCAGAGUUUCCAGUUGCCACUACCGUCUUGGAUUUUGCCGCCGAUCACUCCUCGUCGCCGGCACCGGUAGGCACUUUCUCUUCCCUUCAAUUCUUCUUUCGCAUUCGAUUCCAAUCAAUCUCCUGCCUCUGAGGCCUCUUUCUACAGUCCCCAGUUUUGUGCGGAUUCAUGUGUGUAAAUUGGAUUUAUACAUGAACUCAAUUGAUGGGACAUAAAAAGCGAAACCCUGCCCCGCGUUCCAAACAAUCGGCGGCGGCUUCUCCGGUGACACAAUCUGCCAUCGGCGGAGCCGCCAAUGGCCCUGCCUCAGCCGAGUCCGAGUUGUGCAGGAGUUCUAAUCACACUAUUCAAAGCACGAGUAAGAUCGAGCUGCCUCCUCACCCCGAGCCGUCGGCCUACUCCACUAUCAAGCUUGAAUGUGAACGAGCCCUCAAUGCGCUCAGGCGUGGCAACCACACAAAGGCACUGAGGCUUAUGAAGGAGUUAUGCUCCAGACACGAGAGCUCCGCUUACUCGGCCUUGAUUCACCGAGUUCAAGGUACCAUCUGUGUCAAAGUGGCCUCAAUUAUUGAUGAUCCAAGUGCGAAGCAAAGACAUUUGAAGCAUGCUAUUGAGUCUGCCCGAAAAGCCGCGGAGCAAUCGCCCAGUUCUAUUGAGUUCGCACAUUUUUAUGCAAAUUUGUUAUACGAGGCAGCGAAUGAUUCGACUGAAUACGAGCAGGUGGUGAAGGAGUGUGAAAAAGCACUCGGGAUUUCAAAUCCAAUUGAUCCUGCGAAGGAGAGCUUGCAGGACGAGAGCCAGCAGAAAAUAUCAACUGCAGACGCCCGGAUAGUACAUGUUCAGAAUGAGUUGCGGCAGCUAAUUCAGAAGUCAAACAUAGCUUCCUUGUCAACGUGGAUGAAGAAUCUUGGUAAUGGGGAGGAGAAAUUCCGUUUGAUUCCGAUAAGGAGGGCUACAGAGGACCCAAUGGAGGUGAGGUUAGUUCAAGCUAGAAGGCCAAAUGAGAUAAAAAAGGUGACCAAGACACCUGAGGAGAGAAGAAAAGAAAUUGAAGUUCGAGUGGCUGCUGCAAGGCUGCUGCAGCAAAAGUCAGAGUCACCCCAAUCCCAGAACGAAGGGGACAGGGAUGACAGGACAUUGGAUUCAUCUUCAGGAUCUGGGCAGAGGAUAAGUGAGAGGCGGAAGUAUGGACAUGUCCGAAAAGCUGGCUCUACAUCUGAAAGGAGAGAUUGGGUACGUUUAUAUUGGAAUUCGAUGAGUAUUGAUUUGAAGAAGGAGUUUCUUAGGAUUAGGAUAUGUGAUCUCAAAUCUCACUUUGGCUCUUCAAAGGAUACUUUGCUGAAUGACAUAGUAGCAGAAGCUUUGUCGUAUGCUGAGGCUAACAAAACGUGGAAAUUCUGGCUUUGCUGCCGCUGUAGUGAGAAGUUUUCAGAUUCAGAAUCUCACAUGCAGCAUGUUGUGCAGGAACACCUGGGGAAUCUCUUACCUAAAAUGCAGAGACUUUUACCUCAAAAUGUAGACAAUGAAUGGAUUGAGAUGAUUCUUAGCUGUUCUUGGAAAGCUCUGGAUGCCUCUGCUGCAGUCAAAAUGCUUGAAAAUCAAGCAAAAUGCAAAGAUUUUUCGUUUCCUGAGGAUACCUAUAUUGAUCAUACUGAGGAGCACCAUUAUUGCUUUAAAGACGCUAAUAAUUCUUUACCUGAAAGGGGACAUAGCCUUGCUACCUGUGCACCAAAUAUAAGUAAUCAUUGUAAAUCUGAGGAAACUAAUAUUACAGAAGGUGUUGAAGUUGAACGGUCUGUAGCAUAUUCCCUUGCAGAUGGUUGGCCAUUGUCAGAUGACUCUGAGCGUGCAAAACUUCUUGAGAAAAUUCGUGCAGUUUUUGAUAUGCUUAUUAGACACAAAUGUCUUGCUGCUAGUCAUCUUAGCAAGGUCAUACAAUUUGCCAUGGAUGAGAUUCAUGGACUUGCUGCUGGGUCUCAGCUUCUAAACCAUGGUUUAGACCAGUCACCAACGUGCAUAUGCUUUUUAGGAGCCCAUCAACUUAAGAAAAUUCUCAAAUUUUUGCAGGAACUAUCACAUACUUGUGGUUUGGGUAGAUAUGCUGAUAAAAGUACUAGUCCCAUGGAUGAUUUACACAAUUCAAAUCAAAUUCCUGAGAUUAAAGAGAAGAUUGUUCUCAAUGGAGAUGCAUCAUGCCUUCUUCUAGAUGAAUGUUUAGUGCCUGCAGAAAUCACUCCAGGUGCUACUAAGAGUGCUGCAUUGGAUGAUGUAAUUACCCCAACUUCUAAUGACGUAGUUUUACAUAACACCGGUCCUUUCCUAUCUUGGAUAUUUUCAGGUUCAUCUUGUGGAGAUCAAUUGACCUCAUGGAUGAGAACAAAAGAAGAUAAAAGAAAUCAAGGAAUGGAACUUCUCCAGACUCUUGAGAAGGAGUUUUAUCACCUACAGAGCCUCUCUGAGAAGAAAUGUGAGCGCUUGAAUUAUGAGGAAGCACUGCAGGUAGUAGAGGACCUUUGUCUAGAAGAAGGUAAGAAGAGGGAAAAUUUCACUGAAUUUGUUCAGCAAAACUAUGGAUCUGUUCUCAGAAACCGGAGAGAAGAGCUCAUUGAGAGUGAGAAUGAUGUCAUGUAUGUUAGCAAUAGAUUUGAGUUGGAUGCUAUAACAAAUGUACUGCAAGAAGCAGAGGCAAUGAAUGUUAAUCAAUUUGGUUAUGGGGAAAAUUAUACUGGUGGAUGUGACGUGGAAUCAGGUGAAGAUGAUGAAUGGAGAACAAAACAAAUGGAUAGCUACAUAGAAAUAGCCAUUCAGAAACUGAAGGAAAACCUAUCUGUGGAGCUUAGCAAAAUUGAUGGACGGAUCAUGAGAAAUGUUACAGAGAUGCAGCAGUUGGAGCUCAAGCUUGAGCCUGUUUCUGCUUUUGAUUAUCGUGCAAUAUUACUGCCUCUAGUGAAGUCAUACCUAAGGGCACGUUUGGAAGAUUUGGCUGAGAAGGAUGCGACGGAGAAGUCUGAUGCUGCAAGGGAAGCAUUUUUGGCCGAGCUUGCUCUUGAUUCAAAGAAGGGUGUCAAGGGGGGAAGUGAUGGUGCAAAACAUAUGGAGAAAACGAAAGAUAAGAAAAAAAAUAAAGAGAACAGGAAAACAAGGGAUUUGAAGGCUACAUAUGGUCAUGAGCAGCUCAUUCUGGACACUGCUACUCCCGAUUCUUAUUCUGCUGCGCCUGAUAAUGACCAUGAUUCCAUUCUUGUUUCUACAAUUAGUGCUGACUUGGAACAACUGGAAGAGGAAGUGAGACGUAAAAUUGAGUUAGAAGAAGAGGAAAAAAAACUUGAAGAAACUUUGGAGUUACAACGACGAAUAGAAAAUGAGGCUAAACUGAAGCACCUCGCUGAGCAGCAAAAGAAAUCUUCUGUGACGUAUUUGGAGAAGUCAGCUGACAAAUUUCUGGAUUGUCAGUUAAGGGCUGUUGCUGAUGGUCCAGAAGUUCAUGAACAUAUGAGACCGCCUAUGCUGGAGCAGUUGCCAAAUAUUAAUGGUUACCCUAGCAAUUCAGAUGGUGUGCAUAUUGCCACAUCAAAUGGUUCUGCGGUACCAGACAUAUCUUUACUCGAUUCAGUUAAUCAAACUAUUCAUCAUAAGCAUCCAACAAAUAUCAAACAAGCAGAUCUGUCUUGCAAAAUAGCUCCUGAAAAUGAUUUUCAGCUGGCUGAGCAGCGGACAGGUAAAAAGGGUAAACGGCAUAAAAAUUCUUCCAGAUUGGUUGUUGGAAAGUUUGAGGCUGUCUCAUUGGAUAAAGAGAACACUGAUGCAUAUACCGACAAUCAGUCAAGAGAGCAGGUUAAAUUCCACAACAAUCAGGAUGCUAACAACGGUUAGUUUACUCUUUUCCAAGGUUUAUUUCCGUGGUAUAUUGGUUAUGUUACCUUUUAUCUUGGGUUUGGCUGCAGUUGAUGUAUGUGCUCAUACUGUAAGAAAAGCAUUUAACUGUUAGUUAUCUAUUACUUUUUUGGUUGCUUGUUUAUGGUCUAUAUGCUAGUGGCUCAAGAAAAUGCUCAAGGAUGCAUAGUUGCUUGACAGCGUUCAAUAAAAAUAUUUAUUCAAAAUAUACUCCCUUUAAUGUACGACAGGGAGGGUCUAUGGGGCUUAGUAAACUGGCAUUCAAGAUUUAAAAUGGGGGUUGUUGGAGAAAAAUUGUGGAUUUAGUGUUGAUUGGUGGUAUCUCAAGAAAACAGCAUUCUGCGUGCAACAGGGUGUGGUUUUAAGGGAUGUUUAGUGGCUGUUUAGGAGCUAUUAACAAGCUAGAACUGAUUGAGUAUUCUAUGGGAUUUGAUUAUUAGUGGUGUUUGCCAAAGGAGUCAGGUGGGCCUGUCCAGAAAACUGAUGAAAACAGAGUAGACGUUAUGAUGAAGGAAGAUACCAGGCUUCAUACCUAUGGCCCCCUGGGCAUCUUGUUUAAGGUUUGAUGGCAUCUGAUGCAAGACUGGAAGUUGACCCUGGAUCACAACUUCAGAGAAUCAAAUACAUGCAUAGAAUGGUUUCCUUGUGUGGCUUACUGAUCUUGUCCUGUCAUAGGAAGCCCUGUUAGGCUGUUGGUCACUCAUUCUAGAGAUGUGUUCAAUGAGCUUAUGCUGGACCUUAUAUGCAUUGAUGUGUAUGGUAUUUGAACUAUAGCCUUUGAAUAAAAUAAGUAAAUAAAUAAAUAAAUAAAUGAAGGUUUGAUAGCAUCCCCCAACCAAAGAAGAGGGCAGUUUGCUAGCACAAUAGUGUAACCUGAUCAUUCUGUCCAAAAUAUAACAAGCCUUAUCCCACUAGUUGGGGCUUGUCCAAAAUAAAGUAUUAUGAUAUUUAGAUAGGCCUCUUGUAACUUGAAAGAUAUUUGUAUUCUAUUCUAAUGAUAAUGGAGAUGAUGGUUUGUGACCUAAUGGAAGAUAGUAGCCAAUGAAGUCAUAGGGAACACAAGCUGCUGCUUGAACAACUUGUUGAACCACAAACACUUGACCAAUGCACACAGUGACGUACCUAGGUCAAAUCAUGAAUUGACAGCGUUGUGAACUUGGAUCACCAAUCUAAGAACAAAUUAAUGAGAUAAGGUUACAAGAGCCAAAAAAAUGACAUAGUUCUCGCACAAUGUAGAGAAAACACUCUGCUAACAAUUCCAAUCUGAAAAAUAAUUGCAGUGGUAUUUAUAGCCAAAAGUUGCCUAAUAAUCCUAUGAAUAUUCUUUCCAAAAUAAAUUUGCUAGGAAACUACUUAUGACUCUAGCAGAAUACAAAAUCAAAAUUUUCCUAAAAUAAAAUAGCUAGAAAACAGGAAACUAGUCUAGAUAGUAGGAAACUAAAUGAGAUGGCAA